Molecule: messenger RNA, 3537 nt
Organism: Corticium candelabrum
Lineage: Eukaryota; Metazoa; Porifera; Homoscleromorpha; Homosclerophorida; Plakinidae
Product: neurexin-1a-like
Exons: 2
Coding region: 122-3328 (1068 amino acids)
Source: RefSeq, a predicted model, not a curated record
GUUCCCAAACCGUCGGGGGUCAUCACCUAUCAAAGAGCUGUUACGUGCGCUGAGCGUUUACUGUGGUGCUGAGCACUGUUCUCGUUGUUGUAUUUUGGACGGAGUUGUGUACGUACGCUAAAUGUUGCGUUACGCUGUUGUGAUCGCUGUCGUGAUGGCAGCGACGUCGCUGGCUGUCGAAGGAAACGACAUGGACUCUGUCUACUUCGACCAGAAUUCGAAGCCUCUUAACAGAAACACGUGGAAGGCGGGCAAAGUCGGAGAGAUAUCGUUCUCGUUUAGGACGAAUCGACCGAAAGGAGUAUUCUUGUAUCAAGGGGGCCGAGAUGGAAAUGGACACUUUUUUUCCGUUGGUCUCAGCGGAGGGAUUGUACAGCUGUUGGUCAGCGUCGGCGGCGAUAAUCUCCUCUUCAUGGACACGGCAAGGACGGACGAUUGCAAAUGGCAUCACGUAGAAGUCGUCAGGGACGGUUUGGGAAGGGGCGAGUUGGUGGUUGAUGAGCGCAGUCUUCGGCUGAGUUUCAACGACCCGAAGGGCAAUUUUAACAUGGGAGGUCUUUUGUAUAUUGGUGGAGUGAUGGAGGACGCGAGAGCGCAUCCGUUCGCAUUGGAACGCUUCGGGGAUUCGUACUUCGGUUGUGUUGGAGGGCUUAGCCUUCUCUCCAAGCCUAUCAGUGUGAUUGAGAUUGCAAAGAAACAACCGGAUCGGAGAGUUGGAACAGGAUGCGAGACAUUGACCUGUGGAACAACGCAAAAAACCACAACCAGUUGUGAGGAUGGUGAUGACAGCAUUACGUUUGAUGGUUCCAACUCCUACCUAAACUUCCCCACUUGGACAUCCGGCAAGAAACGAGGUGAGCUGUAUCUUAAAUUCAAAACAACGCAAGCAGAUGCUGUGCUCAUCAACCAGGAAGGCAAAUUUAGGGAUGACUUCUCUGUUCAGUUGAGGCGUGGAAUGGUGAUGGUCACUAUGAAUGUGGGAGGUGGUCCUUCUGAACUGGCUGCCGGUAGAGAUUUAAAUGAUGGUAUGUGGCAUGAUCUCAUGAUAUCUAGAGAGGGUGCCCAACUUUUUGUUACUGUGGAUAAGGAUCGUCAGUCAACCGAAUUAGCAGCAGUAAAAAAAAAUGAGUCUAGUAACACAUUCUUUGAGGCUAUAGGCCCUCUGUCAUUUGGCGGUGCAAGCGAUUUGAAGAAUGGCGAAAAGUCAUUUACAGGUUGUAUAAAGUCAUUGCAAAUUGGUACGAAGAUGAUGAAUCCUAUGGCAGACAGUGAAAGUAACAAGGGAGUCAUGGCUGGUUGUUGUACUAUGCCAGCACAAAACUCCACCACCAUGAAGCCGACAACCAUGAAGCCAACGACCAUGAAAGCGACUACUGAGGAACCAACAACCGAGGAACUCACAACUGUGGCACCCACCACCAUGGAACCAACUACUGAGGAGCCUACCACCAUGGAGCCCACUACUAUGAAGGCAGAAGUACUGAAGCCAACAUCUCAGGAUCCAUGCCCAUUUGACGAUUCUGAUUGUGAUGAAGAAAGUGGAGAUGGUGGCAGUGCAAAGGAUGAAGUAACGAGCGCUCCAACUGUAACCGAAACCGUAAGACCAAGUGUCAAGAUUAUUCGUUCUACCACUGCUCCUCCAAGAGAGAUCUAUAUGGCAACGUUUGUAAAGGGUAGCCAAAUCAAGUACACUCCUGCUAAACCUCUUGUUUUUCCUCAGCCACUCAAGGUGAAGUUUAGCAUUGCUACUGUUCAGUCAGAGGCAGCUAUUAUACACAUGGCAGCGAGUGCAAACAGCGGGUUGUUGGUGCAUCUCACUGGUGGGCGUGUUGCUUUAUCAUUGGUUGAAAACAAAGUUCGUCAACGUAGAACAUUGUACGAAGAGUCAGUGUUUGUGUCAAGUAAGAUAAAUGAUGGGUCGCCACAUUCUAUUGAUUUAGAGAUUGCUACUGCUAUGGUGACAACAACUGUUGAUGUUUUUGAGCCCAUGGAUGCCGAGUUGAGAUUUAAGCUUCCUUUGCGCAUAGUUUCGGUGCACAUAGGAAAGUCUGAGGUAUCAGGAGUGCCGGGCUUUGCAGGUGUUAUGAGGGGUGUAGAGUUCAACAACAUGGACAUUUUGGCUGAAGCUGCAAAGGGACACAAGCUUAUUAAGAUGGUCGAUGUUGAACUUGUUUCUUCUGCUACAAUGCCUCCAAAAGGUGUAACGAAGACGGAAGCGCCAACAUCGGAAAUGACAGAAAUGCCUUGUCAGGAAGAUGAUGAAGACUGUGAUCCAGGUAGUGAGAUGAGUGGCUCUGGAAUGACAACAGAGCCGUCAGUGUCGAUACCGCCAGAUGUGAUAUUCAAGCCAAACAGCAAUAUGGUUUACGAACCAACAGAGAGUGUGACACUUCCAGAGCCAUUGGAGCUUGACCUCAACUUUGGCACUGUACAAGAGGAGGCCUGUCUUAUGUACUUCAAGGCAUCGGAAGAUAGUGGCGUACUACUACAUCUUUCCGGUGGUCGUGUGACACUGACUCUCAUAGAGAAUGAGAAUACAAAACGUGGACGAAGACAAGUCAAUGGGAAAACUGUGACCUUGACUGGCAAGGUUAACGAUGGUUUGUCUCACGCUGUUCAGUCCACAAUCAGUGGAACCAAGGCGAAGACAGCAGUCGAUGGAGGGAAGUCAAACACGGUGACAGUGCCGUUUGACAUUCCUCAAUCUGUUGACUCACUUCAUGUAGGCUCGUCUCCUGUUGCUGGGGUUCCAGGUUUUGAAGGAAGAAUGGCGGGUGCUGGAUUUAAUGACUUGAACGUUAUUGAUGAAGUACGAAAGGGCAACCCAGAUGUUACAGCGAAGGGAAUCACUAUUGGAUCGGUGACACCAACACCUAAGGCAGUCUCUAUGGCUACUACGAAAGAGUCGGUCACAACCACUUCACCUCCCAAGACAAAAACGGAUGCACCUAUUUCAAUCAAGAUUGAUGUAGUAACUACUAAACCACCUGCGAAAGGCACAGAGCAUCCCAAAACAAUGACAGACAAACCAGGUCAGGUAACCAAGAAAUCGACAGACAAACCGCGAACAACACCAACAACUGAUGUGAAUAACAACUUUGCAGUAAACGAAGGCGCUUCAGGACUGAGCGGUGGAACUGUUGCAGGAAUUAUCGUUGGCAUCGUGCUUGCCGUGUUGGUGCUUACUGCUGUUUUGGUGUUUGUAAUCAUGCGCUAUCAGCGACGAGAUGAAGGUUCGUAUACACUCGAUGAAGAAUCACCCGCAAAGAACGGAGUUCCCAAUAAUGCAAAGGCAAAGGAGGCAGAUAACCAAGAGUGGUACAUGUAAUUUACCGGUAAACAUUUACUGAAUCAUAGAGUGGGCAGCACAGUAUGGUGAAUGAAUGGAUUACUGCAACUUGCAGAGUAGAAUGUAGUGAGGAAAAAGUGGGAUUGACAUUGGAGGGUCGGUAAUGUAGAUUGGUGUUAAGCUUUUAUUGGGUUUUGUUGGUGCUACAGUAUUGUAUUGUAAUGAAUAAAAAUCAAAUAUAUAUCGAG